Orbicella faveolata is the source of this 3038-nucleotide messenger RNA. RefSeq lists its product as uncharacterized. NCBI's taxonomy places the organism in Eukaryota, Metazoa, Cnidaria, Anthozoa, Scleractinia, Merulinidae. The record is from RefSeq and is a predicted model, not a curated record.
CUUUCUGCAUGACAUUUCAAAACGUAAAUUUAAACUUGAAACACUUGGCAAGAGGACGGGAAACUAAAUUUUUAAUAUCUUUCUUCAGUGAUUUUUUUAAAUUUCAACUGCAAUUAGCAUAAGUUCCUGUUUCACUCUUGACAGGGUGUAGUUUAAAAUGCAAAUCACAAAAGAAUCGUCAGUCAACCGUAAACAAACAACAGGCUUCGUAUUUACAUUUAUAUUUGAUGAUCAUGCACCGACCUUACAUUUUUUAGUACAUUAAUUAAUUAUAGUUCAUAGUGCUGUUAUGAUGUGAGUCUAUAGAGGGCAAGGAGUAGCGCAUCUUUUAAGUGUAGGCUCAUGUGGGAGUCCAUGUUUUCCUAGUCAGGAAUGUGAGUAAAGCUUUAACAAAGAAUUCAGUCACUACACAGCAACGGUUUAGAAUGAUGAUAUUUGUUGACAGUUUAAUUUUUUUAACAUCUACAAGUGAUUGUUCACCUUGCCUUUUAAGGUCAGAAAAUGCAUUGGAUCUUAAUUAUAUUUAUAUCGUGCUACUUUCCCUGAUCAUAACUGUUAAAUCAGCUGAGGAUAUGGGCAGGCUUUCGUCACAUAUUGUUGCAAAGAUUUUCAGGGAACCACGUUACCACUUGUUGCAAUGCUCGGUUAAGUUAGGGCCACUUCUGAACUCCUCCUACUGAUUCUGCCAAAAUUGCAUGGUCUCUUCUGAUACUCGUCUUACACACAAACAAGGGAUUUGUCGUCUUUACUGAUCCACUGCUAAGAUACAUUUUACGACCAGUAACUUAUAGUCAAGCCCAACUUCUUCACCAGUCGACAAUUCUGUGUAACCUAGCCUUGCCACCUCUCUUACAGGAACGAAAAUAAGCGUACUCCAGUUAAAUGGCAAAACUAGGGUUGUCAUUCUCUGGUGGUGGGACUCGGUCAGCGGCCUUCUGUUCAGGAGUCUUGCGCAGACUACUACAAAAGAACGUAAAUGUAGACUACCUGAGCUGCGUAUCAGGGGGCGGUUACACAGGCACAGCCUACCUGGACUGGAAAUACAGGCACGAGAAGAAGGAUAACAAGAAAUGGCACCUGGAAUUCUUUGAUCACAUGAGAGAGGGUGUCGGCUUAAUCUGCCACUGCCAAAGACCCUGCCAAGCAGUUUUGGAAUCCGUGGCCCUUAUCGCCUUAUUGUUAUUUGUCACUCUCCUUGCACCCAUCUUGCUGUGGAGGCCAUACGCAUUUCCGCUGGCAUAUAUUAUCGAUUUUCUGUUUGGCCGUAUUAUGAGGGGUGGUCGACUUGCUUGCCCUGACCAAGUUCGACGUAACCCAAACAUUACCAUUGAAGAGUGCCAACGGGCGCGUAGGACAGACGACUUGAUCUACCAUCGGUUUGCUUUGUUCGCGAUACCAGUUUGCAUUUCAUUUAUAUCCUAUGUCAUCAAAGGCUUUGUGCAGAAAAAAAAGGGCUAUUUCAAUUUUAUUAGCACCUUUUGUCUAGUGUUUUUUGCUUUGGUGUUUAUCCCAUGGUUCAUAAACGAAUAUAUUCGUUUCCUUCCAACUUGGAUGAAAAUCUUGGUGAUUGUCCCUUUCUUCUUAGUUUGGAUCUCAUUUCCGGCAAUGCGUAGGAACGCUACAUUGAUGACGGUUUGUUACGGCUACUCAUUCGUCAUUCAAAUACGCAUCUACCAUAAUAAUUCCCUGGGGAUCGAAUAUGACGACAGACUCUUCAAUCUGCUGUUGGGAGUGUCUGCAAUUGUGAUGUGGACUGGUCCCCUCAUUUCAGCGAUACAACAAACACUUGGUCACGUGUAUGUCAGAUGGAUCAUCCAAAAGGCAUUUUACUAUCCAAAGACUGUUGGCAGGUGUAGUUGCGGUGGAAUCUCCUGGAGUGACCUUUUCCUUUAUUUGCCAACCUUUGGUAAACCCAAAAUUCAAGCACUGAACCGCAGCGUGGCCCUAACCUUAGAUGACCUCGAUGACGUAACUCCCACGUACAUCGGGUGCGUGACGGUUAACAGAUGGCGACGCACCCCUUCCCCGAGAGAAGCUCAUUAUGAAGUUCUUACCAUGUCCCCCCAUGGGAUCGAACGCCUUGAUCGCGCACCUGAAGAUGAAGAAUUUCACGGCAAGCUGACGCCUAUGGAUGUAUAUCUCUCGGAUGCUGCUGCAACGUCUGCAGCCGCGCUAGACCAUGACGGUGGAAGAAUGGUGAACGAUGAAGCACACUUCAGAGAUUUAAAAGCAAUGUUGGGGCUCUCCUUGGGUGCGUCGAUAGUGGCUGAUAAAAGACACGAGGAAAAGCGACACUUCUGUGUACAGAUUCUUCCACCAUUGAUUGAGUUGAUCCGCGUUAUUCCUUUGCUGGUCUUUGUGGGUAUAUUCAUAAAGACCCGAGAGAGUGAAUACUUGGCAAUUGGAGUACUAAUUUUUUUCGGUAUUUCACUGUUACUCGUGUUCAUGGCACUGGUGCCAACUGGAGGCAAGGAUGUUGGAAGACUGGAACGGCUUGCAAGGUAAGGGUCGGCCUCAACACCGAGAUCGAGAACAUUAUUGACAACAUGCACAGUCAGAAAAUCAAUAGGGCGUGUGCACUCACGUGACCAGCAGCCAUGCAAAUUUAUUGGAACAAAAGAAAGUGUUUACAUAAGAAAAGAGUUGAACUCCCACAGGAUUGGUUUGCACACGUUCUAAAAACAAAUGGGAUAUUCUAAAACGCAAUUUCUGGAACAAACAAAGGAAAUCGGCUUAAUUUUUUCCAGAUAAAAUUAACAAAUCUGGCAUUAAAUGCCCUUUUUGGCUAUUUUUUUUGCCAGAGUGGUAAACAUUUUGGCACAGCUUUGCAUUAACUGCUUAAAUUUUGCCACGAGAAUUGAAAAUGUUAGCUGAUAAGAAAUGGGUAAAUAACUGAAAAUUUUACCAGGACCGGAGCUUUGAAGACAGCUAUGGUAAAAAUGUCACGAAAAGUUAAGAUUUUGGCCAAGAUCUAGUUGCAAAAAUCAGCUUAAAAGAGGAGUUUUCUGCAAGGAAGGCAACAAAUAUGGUAAAAAGUA